Molecule: messenger RNA, 1547 nt
Organism: Misgurnus anguillicaudatus (oriental weatherfish)
Lineage: Eukaryota; Metazoa; Chordata; Actinopteri; Cypriniformes; Cobitidae
Gene: dexi
Product: Dexi homolog (mouse)
Source: RefSeq, a predicted model, not a curated record
CGUCAUCAGAAAGCGACAUUUGUUUUUGUUUUUCACGCGUUGUAAGUCUUCGCAGAGCUUCCAGAUGGCUCAUUAAGGUUUUGAUUUUGGGCCAUCACCGGUCUUUAAAAUGACCCAGUGUUUGUUUGCCGUAAUACCAGGAGGCUGCUAAAACAUCGGGUGUUUAAUAAAACAGACGGAUAUUGGAAUAUGAAUGUUUCAACCAACUAACCGUCAAAAGUUCAUACAAGACAAAGAAUCGGAAGGAGGAGUGGGCUUUACGUCUGUUGUUCAACGACUCGGGCUGUUUAGGACAUCACAGUAAGCUCUUAAUGGACAUUGCCACGGUUUUCCUAUUGUUUCAUUUUAGACUUUAUUUAAAGUCUUUAAAUCGUAGCAUUAAAGGAGAGCGCUGUAAAACUGCACCGUCAGCUUUGUGGAAAUGCAAACAGCAGCUACAGUGACAGAUGACUUCUGACUUUUGAACAUGUGGUUGAUAAUCAAGGUUUCAUCAAAUCAUUAAGUUUUUUUUUGUUGUUGUAUUUUGAAAACAUACUUUAUAUGUGUUGCAAAACCAUUAAAAACUAUAGUGUCUGAUGUUAUGCGCAUCAACACUGUUAUGAAUGAAAUGAAUGCAUGCACACUGAUCUGUCUCGUGUAAACUCAAUGCUUUAUUCACUCAUAGCCUGCUUUGCUAUGUGUUGGUUUCUAUGACACAGUCGGUUUACUCUCAGUUCGAUUUAGUGGAGUCAUUCAUCACCGAGCUUCCAUAUAUGUUUUAUCUCGGCCUGUUUUUUGUGAAUGUUUUAAUUCUCUACUAUGCAUUUUUAAUGGAAUACAUAGUCCUUAAUGUAGGGAUAGUAUUCCUGCCGGAGGAUAUGGACCAGGCGCUGGUGGAUUUAGGGGUCCUGUCUGAUCCAGCCUCGAUUCCCUACGACACGGACACUGAACUGGAUGUGUUUGAGGGAUAUUUGGAAUAAACAACCUGUGCAGAACAUGACUGGCACUCCAAACCAAAGCUUUUGUGGGGUAGUAGGAGAAUAUCGGGAUCAUAUUUCAUUUGGUUGCUCAGGAACCGCUGACAAAGAGAAACUCUGCGAAGUUAUGAAGAAUCAGUGGUUAACUUAUAAAAGAUUCACUAUUAUGAAUAAGCUGUCCAGGUUCAAAGGACUGACCUACAACCAAGCUGCUUGGAAUAUUUAUUUGGAACAGAUAAGCUGAAUGAGCUGGGUGGGGUUUCUAUGAAGCAGCCAAGUCUGCGUCUCUUGAGAUCAAGUUCAGGUUCCACCCACUUCUGUGAAUAUAAAUAGUACAUUAGCCUAUUUAUUUUUAGUUUGGGAAUCAGUACUCAAACUGGAUUCUGUGUACACCCUGCAAGGAGUUUGUCAUGUAACUAUGCUUAGGAGCACUCAUAUUCAGUUAUGUUUGUUUUAAUACAACUUAAAUAAGCAAUACAAACAGGGUGAAAUAGGACUGCUCUUAUGAACCUCAUCUUUGUAAGAACCUGAAAAUGGAAUUUGAUUGAAGUUAUGCACAGGAUAUAUAUAUUUAAUAAAUGAAUCAUUUGA